Molecule: messenger RNA, 321 nt
Organism: Cavenderia fasciculata
Lineage: Eukaryota; Evosea; Eumycetozoa; Acytosteliales; Cavenderiaceae
Exons: 2
Coding region: 1-321 (106 amino acids)
Source: RefSeq, a predicted model, not a curated record
AUGAAAAGGAAUAGUUGUAGUAAAUAUUUAAUAUUAUUAAUUGUUAUCAUUAGUUGUUGCUUUCUUGGAGUAGUAAGAUCAUCGGAAUUGUAUGAACUUCCAGCCAAUUGGACAAGACCUCCUCGAAAUAUUCGACAAACAGUAAUACCUCAUAGAGAAUGUAGAAUAACAUGUUUUUCAGAGUCAUAUUGGAAUGAUUUUUGUAAUAGUAAAGAAUACUUUAGUAUUGAUUCACCUCUUUAUCAUUUAUGUAAUUCAUGGUGGUCAAAAUCCUUUCCAGUUUGUAUGAAAAGAUGUCAAUAUUUAAGAGAACAAAAAUAA